AAAACUCUCUUUAUUGGACGUCUUCCACUGGAUAUUGACGUGAACGAGUUGCGCAAUGCUCUUUCUGAACUCGCUUGGCCCUAUUCUGGUCAUAAACGUUCCAGAUCACCUUCCUCAUCCAGAUCUUCCGUUAGGCAUUCUCGCUCCUCUCCUCGUCCACAUUCCUUCCGGUCACCGAAACACGACCGACAGCAUCGGAAUAGCAAAAAUCGAUCGCGCAGUAGAUCUCCUUUUCAGAAAUUUUCGUCUUCGUCGCUUCCAUCGUCUACGCAAUCUAGCAGACCUCACGACCGAUCUGAGCAUACAUUGAUAUCAUACCCAUCGAACUUCAAUCCAGAACGAGGCCUUUCUCAGAUAGAAGAUCAGAGUUUGGGUCGAUUUGCAGUAAAUAAUAGCCUCUCUUUAGAGCGUGGGGAACAUUCCGAGUGUCAAGUUACAGACCUUUAUCACACCCAAAGGUCAUUAAAUAGCCCGCUGACAUCUCUAAAAAUAACAAAAACAGAGGAUACAUACAGUUCAGAGAGUUGUAAGGAGGGGAAGAUGCAGUGGCCUUGGAUCAGGCUUGUAAGACACAUAAUAACGGGCGAGUUCAAAGGUUAUGCGUUUGCCAGGUGA
Messenger RNA from Protopolystoma xenopodis, 615 nucleotides. Lineage: Eukaryota; Metazoa; Platyhelminthes; Monogenea; Polystomatidea; Polystomatidae. The record is from the annotation of a GenBank genome assembly.